UUGAGGAGAGAGCGACAGCGAGCUCUUUGUAUAACAUGUUUGUCUCCAGGUUUCCUGGACAGACGACAGUUAUGACUUGCCAACUCGUGGGCCCUGAAAGGUGCGGGUCAAACCUGCCGGCGCGUCACUCCUCCCAGUCAAUCCUGUAACAUCACCACAGAGACACCCACAUGCUAUCCAGGUGCAGUGUGCUGCGGACCUCUCCUGUCUUCCUGCGCUGUGCCAGCCUGGUCUCUCCAGAAGCCUUCCUGUCUCUGUGUGAGGAAGAGGCGUGUCACUGUGGCCAGGGGGAGGGGCUAGGGGUGGGGCUAGACUGCCACUGCCACGUCCUAUUGGAGUUCGCCAGGACCUGCCAUGCCCAUGGCCAGGUGUUGCACGGCUGGUUGGAGGAGAGUCAAUGCACCCCCAGGUGUCUCCCAAUAGGGAUGCAUUACAGUGAGUGUUCUAGGUCUUGCUCCACCACCUGUAAGAGUCUCAACAUCCAGGAGGUCUGUAAGGAGGAAUGUGUGGACGGCUGCAGCUGCCCAGUGGGUAAGGUGCUGGAUGGUGGUCUCUGUGUGGAGGUGUCUCACUGUUCCUGUCUUCACAUGGGUCAACACUUCCCUCCUGGCUCCAGCAUCUCACAAGACUGCAACACCUGCAUCUGUCGACACGGCUCCUGGGAGUGUACCAACCAAGGCUGUCCUGGGGAGUGCUUAGUGACAGGCCAGUCUCACUUCAAGACGUUUGACAACAAGUUCUUUACCUUCUCUGGCCACUGUCAGUACCUGCUGGCUAGAGACUGCACUGACAACCACUUCUCUGUCAUCAUAGAAACUGUUCAGGUAACACACUUCCAUCCCAUAUAAACAUCCUGCAUACUUCCUGCUGCAAGUCACCUACUGUUUUUAAAUGGGCUUCAAGCUUAUAUCAUUACAUUUAUGAAAAUGGGGUCAU
Salvelinus sp. IW2-2015 is the source of this 936-nucleotide messenger RNA. The record is from RefSeq and is a predicted model, not a curated record. Lineage: Eukaryota; Metazoa; Chordata; Actinopteri; Salmoniformes; Salmonidae.